GACAGAAAAACUACAAUGCCCAACAUUUUGUUCGACUUCCGGAAUUUGCGAAACGUCACAGCUUUCAGUUUCUUGGUGAACGAAACAUAUCGCUUGGAGAGACUAUACUCACUGCAGAACAUGGAACUGUCCAGUGAUGAUGCAGAAAGGCCACAUUUGGAGGAGAAAGAAAUUCAGACAGAACUAUGGACAGCAGAAAAUGCAGCAAACACUGAACCAGAUUGGGAGUCCCAGAUGGAGAGACUAUACUCACUGCAGAACAUGGAACUGUCCAGUGAUGAUGCAGAAAAGCUACAUUUGGAGGAGAAAGAAAUUCAGACAGAACUAUGGACAGCAGAAAAUGCAGCAAACACUGAACCAGAUUGGGAGUCCCAGAUGAGUUCCUUGGAGAACUCCAGUGCACAGCUGACCCUGCAGUAUGAGGAGCUGCAGAAAAAGCAGGAGGAGGACCGGGAUCAAGAUGGAAAACAGAUUCAGCUUCUGGAGCAGAAGAGGGAUGAUGCCAUUCGACAGCAUAAGGCCUUGUUAGAAAAGAUGGAGUCCCUGCGAGUAAAGCUUCAGCUCAACUGUUACAAGACGACUCGCAAGAACUUUGCUGUGAAAAAGGUGGAGCUGGCUGGAGAGCGGGAUCGAUUGAAGGAGGAAACCAGCAGACUUGGAAAGGAACUGGAGGAGGUGGACAGAAAUCUAAGAUCGCUAAUAGAAGAACAAGGGGAAGAAAAAAAGACAGUGCAGCGUGAGUUACAGGAUCUGCAAGAAACGAUGAAUAGAAUUACAAAGGAAUAUGAAAAAGAUCGAAAAAUUGCUCAGAGAGAUGAGGAAACCAGCCUGAAUAUGCAGAAAGAGUUGCUCACAUCCCAGGUGAAAGACUGGCUGUCUGAUGCUGAGCAAUAUCUCAGCGCAAUCCGGUCAGAUGUAUCCCAAGAAAGCAUGCAGCAAAGGCAAGGAUGGGAAAGCACCAUAGAGGCUGUCCGUGACAGCUUAGAUACCUUGCAGCAUCGGUUCACUGAGUAUCUACACUUGGUCCAGCGAGGCCAGCAUCUGGACAGCCUGCCCCCAAUCACUGCUCCCUCCCUGCCUCCCGUUCCCCCUAUUGACUUAAUUACUGGACCAAGGGCAUCUCGCCAACCAACACAUACGCCGUCCCACAGUCAAUCACUUCCUGCCCACCCCCCCCCAGCUGCCGCCCCAUCUGAUCACACGCGGCCGAGCCCCCAGCUUGGAAGCUUGGCCUAUCAGCCCGUGCCCUCCUCAAGCUCGCACGCCACACCGUUAAGCAAGACUAACUCUGUUUCCAAAACCGCGUCGUCCCCCAAGCACGUUCGCACGGCACCACCCACAUCAGCAGCGGCUCCCACAUCAGCAGCGGCCCCCACAGACAGCGCCCAGCCUGUAGCUAAGCUGGAAAAGCUCCUGGAAAACCUGGGAGCCCAGUUCUCUCAAUGCAGCAGGGGGCAGCUGAUGUCCGUGCUGCAGGACAUUAAGACUUCUCGGGGCACACUGGCAGGGCUCUCGGUUGAAGAGCUGAACCAACUCGUGGCGCAGAGAUUAAUGCAAAGUGAUAAACCGGGGCCAGCUGCAUUCAUCCAACUGAGGCCAACACGGACUGCGUCUCCAGUUGGACCCAAGCUUUGUUUGAUGUGCCAAAACCAAGUAGAUGCUGGAACUCAGCACCUUAUGAGCUGCUCUCACAUCGUACACAAGGAGUGUAUCAGUGUUUGGCUGCAGUCCAGCAGGAACAAUGUCUGCCCCUUCUGUCCAUCAAAAUGACCAAAGUACAAGAUCCCGAUGGAGGAAUUAGAGAAGAUGGCGAUAUCUAAACUCUUUCUUCAUUUCAGCUUAUACUCAGAUAAUCUUAUUGUUUUGUAAAACUAAAAACAAUGGAAAUCUACUUACCGUCAACACCUUGUUGGUAUAGUUUUGUAUGGGUUAAAGAUUAAUGCAAGAAGAAUGACCCCUGUUUGAGAUGGAGGUAUCUAUAAUUUUUCACCUUUAUUUAUAAAUUCUGCAGAAGUAGAGUAAGAACUUAAUGCCAAAAGUCAUAUAACAACUAAAUACUUCAAAUCCCUCUGCAGUUUACAAAUAUAUACUUUAAAAGGAUAGUUGGCAUGUCCUAACUCUACUGAAUCUACAGUUAUUCAAACAGUAAGCAUUAUUAUUAUUAUUAAUAACAAUAAUAAUAAUAAGUUACUAAUUGGUGAUGUGGAUGGCAUACUGGAAAAUGGGUAGAUAUUAUUGUGGGGAGGUCUUAAUGUAUGUACACCAUUUAAAUAUUUGAUUGCUGAGGCAAAGGGAAAUUGUGAUUCUUUUGUAUUUGCUUUAUUGCCUGUGAAAUAAAGCAGACAGACAGCCACGUCCUGACCUGCA
Messenger RNA from Brienomyrus brachyistius, 2367 nucleotides. RefSeq names its product ring finger protein 214 (gene rnf214). NCBI's taxonomy places the organism in Eukaryota, Metazoa, Chordata, Actinopteri, Osteoglossiformes, Mormyridae. Gene Ontology annotation, molecular function: ubiquitin-protein transferase activity. The transcript is spliced from 17 exons. The coding region runs from base 16 to 1770 and encodes 584 amino acids. The record is from RefSeq and is a predicted model, not a curated record.